This is a messenger RNA of Branchiostoma floridae (Florida lancelet), 3465 nucleotides long. Its product is annotated as chondroadherin-like. The coding region runs from base 1461 to 3131 and encodes 556 amino acids. Lineage: Eukaryota; Metazoa; Chordata; Leptocardii; Amphioxiformes; Branchiostomatidae. The record is from RefSeq and is a predicted model, not a curated record. Gene Ontology annotation, cellular component: extracellular matrix. The transcript has 3 exons. Gene Ontology annotation, molecular function: protein binding.
CACAAAGCCGACGUCUAACUACAGGUAUACAGUCGACCCCAGGAAUAGCUUGAACCAGAUCUUAGUUAAGAGCAUCUUUGUCUUGAAAGCCUUCACACGUCACCGCUUUACGUCCAGCACAAAACGAUCAACACACUCUAUUGUGGUCGAACCUAACUAGGGACAUGCCAACAAGCGAUCACGACCUUAUGAUUAUCUUACCGGUCCAUGCGUUCCUUCGCACCGAUCGUUUUGAUUAAAACAAGGGGGUGUUGGUCGAAAGAACGGUGUAGUGAAAGUAAAGUUCGGCGUUUGUGACGCAUGCCACAAAUGCGUAGGUUACCAUCGCAUAAUAUCACGACCAGUUGACGCACAAACGGACGUUUAAUCAAUGGUGUUUUGUUUGCGGGAAUAUUGAGUUAUGCCGUCUGGAAAAGGGACGAACCCUCCCUGAGAUUCAGAACCAGUUACGUGGCACAACACGUCAUGUAUCCCAACAAUCCCCGGGGCUUUCACGUUAAAUAUGUUGAGUCUUUUUGUAAGCGACAAAAGAAAGUGAUGACAAAGGUUGAAUAAAGGUACAAAUAUGCGGUGUAGUGUGAGAUAAUCAAAUUGGGUGCCUGUGACCUCAAGUGACUGUCGCGAAGGUCAAAGAGGAGGCGGUAACAAGCUUUUAGGAUUCCUCGGCUGCGAUCAGAUUAUCCCCCAAAGAGACUGAGGAAAGGUGCGGUAAUCUCAUUUCCUUUGUUCUGUAUAAAAAUAAUCGACUUGGACGUUGUAAGGGGUAUUUAUAAAAGCCGGAACAACAUCGGACGUAAACAAAAAGUCAUUAAGGAAAGAAAAGUGAACUGUAAACAUGGUUAUAUUUGACAAUGGUGAAAAAUGCUUAUAUUAGGCAGUGGCGUCGUGAGUCGGCUGGUUUGACGCAUUUCUGCACAAAAGUAGCGAAGACAAAUUCAUUUCUAUAUUUGAUCGAAUUGAGUACUGUAAAUGUAUUUAGUUUCGCAGUGGUUUUAUUUCGUGGGAGAGAAAAUGGCGUUUUGCGCGGUGUAUUAACUUCGCGAUUACAAGCAAUUCUGUAUUACAGUAGAACCGCUAAAGACCUAUAGUUUUAGUCCAGUAUAGAUAGUUGAUAUUGGUACCUGAAGCAAUUGUUGUGCAAUAAACUAUCUAUAGUAUUGUGCUGACUUAAUCAUAAUUUCCCAGAACGGCCUUUAAAGAAAACUUGCAAAGGUUGUGUUGACUAAGCGAAAACAUUACCCUCCUAUUUCAAAAUAAGGUCGACUCUUCCGAUCUACCUUGCUGAAGCGUACAGGACGGGCCCAUUCGCAAAUUUGGGGAGAAAUUCGAUUUUUUUGGACAGCGUCACAUUUCACCAGUACUAUAUCUGUGGAGAUGAUAGCAUUAAGCAGGGGAAAGGGCCACAAAGGAAUGUAAAUAAACAGCCUAAAAAUAGUUGAUAAUGGCAGGGUAGCCUUUGGAUGCCAUCAUCGUGCAUGCACGUGCGGUUAGCCACAUUGUUGGAGAGUGUGGCGGCUGCGGUCAGGACUAAGAGAACCAUGGCGUCCCCAGCCGUACGGUUGUUGCUCCUGGUGUCGGCCCUUGUCGGAGUGAAGGCCGCCCCGCCGCCCGAUGGGUGCCCGGCGCCCUGCGAGUGCCGCGGCAGUUCCGUGUACUGCAUGUGGGCGGGGCUAACCUCCGUGCCCGCCGGCAUCCCACCUGGAACUACCAUCCUCAGGCUCAACAAUAACCAGAUUUCAAACCUGCCUCCAAACGCCUUUGCCAACUUGCCCAACCUCCGCGGACUCGACCUGUCCAGGAACAAGCUAACAAACGUGUCGGCUGAGGUCUUCAAGUCGCUCACCAACUUAGAAUGGCUCUACCUUUCCAACAACGAGAUACAAUACAUCGCCCCCAACGCUUUCCUACAACAGAGGCAUCUCAAAGAUCUGUUUCUUCAAGCCAACAACUUGAUGGAAAUCCCGAGCGGAGCGCUACAAUCCUUAGGAAGUUUGACGUUGUUGGAUUUAAGCGAGAACGGUAUCAAAAACCUGACCAACGCCGCUUUCACCGGACUAGUUCGCCUGCAAACGCUGUACUUGAGUGCCAAUUGUUUCUCCCAUAUCGAGAACGGCGCUUUCUCUAGCGUGGCAAAUUUAGAGAAGCUUUAUAUCAACAAGGGCUGCCUCAUGUCCGUUCCGAUCAAAGCAUUCCAGAAUCUGAAAAAUCUACUGACACUCGAACUAGGUGUGAACGACAUAAGGGUUCUUGCCGAGGAGUCCUUCUUUGGUAUGGGGAGGCUGAAGAGACUGAGACUUAGUAACAACAAGAUAGCGCAGAUGUCUGCCGCGGCGUUUGGGGGACUAAAGGAGCUGCGAUAUCUGGACUUGAAAGCGAAUCGCUUAACUGAGCUACUUGAUGGAACAUUUAGAGCCACUCCAAGCUUGGAAGAGCUUUAUCUUUGCAUGAAUAACAUAACGGAGGUGAAGGGGACCGCUUUUCAGAAUGUACCGGGUCUGCAGAUGCUCAAGCUAGACGAUAACGCCAUACAAACAUUCCCCGCGGCCACAGUCGCUUCCCUAUCUAAUCUCCAGUCACUGGACCUCUCCGGGAAUCCGCUGAAAUGCGAUUGUUUCUUGCGACCGUUGCGAAAAUGGCUCGACGAUGCUUCAGCUGAGCUCGCCAUGAGAGAACAGACUACCUGCACGACGCCUGUGGAAUUCCUCGGCGCCAGGGUAGAUGUGAUCCCGCCGGAAAACUUCACGUGUCCCGGUGGAGACCCUCCGGGCUACGGUCUCCAGGACCAAGUCAACCCAAAAGCAGCGUCGACUCCAACCACUCGACAAAUGACGUCAUCAACACCCCGUGACGUCAACCCUAACUGGAAUUCGAAGUUCUCUCACUCAGCUGACAGUUCUACAGAGCUAGAAAACCUCUCCGGCAUGCAGGCAGAAGAGAGUAAAGAGAUAGAGCUCGGGCAGGAACUGAGGGAAGAAAUGAAGGUACAGAUGGAUGAGAUGAAGGGGGUGCUAGGCUCUGUUCUGGAGAAGCUGUCGGCUCUGGAGGACACCGUCGCCGCCUGUGCCCAGCCCAGCAGGACCGUGGUGCUGAAGGGCCUUCGGGUCGAGUUCGACGAAGUCGCAGAAAACUGAUUUUAGAUCUCUUAUACCAUGGUGGUUUGACUACCGGUACUUAGCCAAAUAAUUCACUUCUAAUACAGGCCGUUUCUUAUACGUGAACCUGUAUAUUGAAUUAAGUGUCCUUUUUCUUUACAAGUUUGUUCUGAAGAAUUUCAUAGGGUAUCUAAACGUUCUGACUUCCAGUGCCACUAAAACGGGAUUGAAAAAAAUCUGUCACUUUAUCAUGUGUUAAAAUCACACCAUAUAUUUUUUAUUAAAAAAAGCCAAAUAUUUUUGGGAAAAGUCAUCUACACACGAUUAAGAUGUCAUUUUGUUUGACAAAAGUUCAUAUUUGGUGCUAUAAAAU